Molecule: messenger RNA, 969 nt
Organism: Myiozetetes cayanensis
Lineage: Eukaryota; Metazoa; Chordata; Aves; Passeriformes; Tyrannidae
Product: filaggrin-2-like
Exons: 2
Coding region: 1-969 (322 amino acids)
Source: RefSeq, a predicted model, not a curated record
AUGCUCUUGGCGCUGGCCCCUGCAGCACCCACGAGGGUGACUCUGGAGGUGCCGUCCGUGGGAUCUGCGGGCGGGGACGCCCAUCCCGGCUCCGGCUCCGGGCAGGACACAAACAGGAGCCCCAGCUCGGAGCGGGAAGUCUGCGAACACCCCGCGUCGGUCCCACCGCUCCCCGGAGAGCCCCCGGCCCCUCCGAGGGGAGCGCAACCCGCGGGGCUCCCCCUGCUCCGCGUCCAUCCCGGAGAGAUUCCCGCAGGACCGGCAGCCCGGCCCCACGCGCCUCCCGCGGUCUCCGCCUGCCCCCGCGCGGCGGCUCCGGGCACGGACCCGCACCACGGACGGACACACGGACAGACCCACGGACGGACCGCACCGGGACCCGCACCACGGACGGACCGCACCGGGACCCGCACCACGGACGGACACACGGACAGACCCACGGACGGACCGCACCGGGACCCGCACCACGGACGGACCGCACCGGGACCCGCACCACGGACGGACACACGGACAGACCCACGGACGGACCGCACCGGGACCCGCACCACGGACGGACACACGGACAGACCCACGGACGGACCGAACCGGGACCCGCACCACGGACGGACACACGGACAGACCCACGGACGGACCGCACCGGGACCCGCAUCCACGGACGGACCAGCACUGACCCGCACCACGGACGGACACACGGACAGACCCACGGACGGACCGCACCGGGACCCGCACCACGGACGGACACACGGACAGACCCACGGACGGACCGAACCGGGACCCGCACCACGGACGGACACACGGACAGACCCACGGACGGACCGCACCGGGACCCGCACCACGGACGGACCGCACCGGGACCCGCACCACGGACGGACACACGGACAGACCCACGGAUGGAUCCUCACCAGGACCCACGCCCACAGACAGACCCACACCCAUGAAGGACCUACAGAUGGCUCCACAACAGUUUGA